UUAAGCAUUGCAUGCAUGCUCUAUCCAAUUUUUAGUCAAUGGUAAAACAUUUCUGACGGGUAGCGGACUAACGUUCUUUCCUGUUUGAAAAUGUUUUACCUUCGGAGCAGACCCGGCGAAGUAAUCGGUAACACAGUUUUAAUCUUCAUAAUGUAGAAUUUUGUAAUUAUGAACAAACUUAUCGUUAUAUAUAUAUAAGAUAUAAAUUUUGUGAUGAAAAGUGAAUAUUUACCGAAAAACUUAUAGUUAGUUUUUCAACAGUUCCUACACAAUGUUGAAUUAAUAUUUUAUAUUAUUCCACGAAUAUAGUUACAGUGUUUGCUCCAAAUUAAAUAAUAAAUGCAAGAGUUAUGCUUCUUUUUUAUGUUAUUUUUUCUUUCCAUGCUUAAAAUACGUUACGGUUAUAAAAACUGAAGACAAUAAGGCUUGAAGAAUUGAGAUAUUUCCGAAACCCAUCUUAUAAACAGAAAGUCCACUUUCCCAAUGACCAUCACUAAUAAAUCCCUAGCUAUGUAAAGUUUGAAAAUUGUGCAAAAUAGGUUUGCGCUUAUUUUUAAACAUAUUUGGUGCACAGCCUGUUCGCCUUCUCAGUACCAUACCCUUAUAUCGUAAAUUUUUUCGGAAUAAACCAUUGCCAAGUUUUAGUCAUUUUGAAGCAAGAGGGUAGGAAUAAUUUUUGAAGAACAGAAUCAUUCCAACGGUCGACGAAGAACCUUCAAAGAUCUGAAAAUAUCAAGUUAGGGUGUUACUUGGGUGCAUUGUGUGUGUAGUGCGUGUAUUGUACGCGUAGUGCGUGUAUUGUACGCGUAGUAAAUGUUGUGUGCAGUGUAGUUGUAUUUAUAGCGACAUUUCUAGCCAUAUUUAUUACAAUAUGUAUACAUUUAGAGAACUUUCGGACAUACAGUUUUGUUACGGUGCGGCGGACAGUAAUAGCAUAAAAAUGCAAAAUUUAUACGCCGAAAAAAUAUCUCAAUAGGACUAUACCCAACGCAAAGAUAUUUCAAAGAUAAGGCGAAUUCAGCACAAUCCGAAUCUGGGAGAUAGAAAACUGCAUCGUAUUCGAGAAAAUUCAAGAAGAAAUAAUCUUUGCAAAUAACGACAAAUCGGAAAAUUUAACGCAAUUCCAGUUUCCCCGUAAGGAUAUUAUUUACUGAUGAGACAACAUUUAAUAAAUGUGGAACAACAAAUAUACGUAACGAACAUUUCUGGGCACGUGAAACUCUACACGCAAUAAGAGAUGGUUUGUGUAGAAUGGUGUAGCAUCACAUUCUACCAAUGCAGUGCAAGAGCACUUGACCAGCUGUUUUGGAAACAGGUGGAAUUACUAGAAUUAAUGAAGAUCUAAUGAAAAUUUUUCAUAUGAAAUAAGAGAAUUACGAUAAAAUGUGUGCGGCUUUUCUCUUUUCUUUCCUAUUUCUCUCUCUUUUUUUUUUAACUUUAACCUUCGUUCCUACUUACUUAAAACUGGUCUUUAAUUUUACCUAUCUUGGAGAUGUGACAAAUUGAAAAGUAAAUUGCAUAAGUGAAAUAAACACACGGAAAUCAUAUAUCCUUUUUUCACAUUUGAUGUUAUGUAUACGCAACAUUGUGUUUUAGUAAAAUAUCAAUUAACAAUUAAAGUAAGUUAUCGACAAUAAAUGUAUUCAUCUUCAGUAAAUUUUAGUGGAUUAUAGUCUUCUUUACAAUACUAUGCGACAAAUUCCGUUUCUACAAUUAAUAAUUUAUAAAAAGUAAUUUUUAUUGUUACAUCCUAAUAUAUAUUACAGGCUAAAAAAUUAUUUAGUUCUGGAAAGGUUAGUAUGUAACAUUCGAUUAGGAAAGGCAAUGGAGUUAAAAGGUAGCGCAAAAAGCAACCGUAUACGGAGUUCGUUAAAAUCGAAAAAAUUGAUUGCACCAAAAGUGGAAGUGAUUACGGAAAAUGUUUUUGUACCGAUAACAAGGACCAUAUUUACGAAGAAACGUGGUGAUGCAAUGCAGUGCAAUUUUUCCGUACCAAAAGUGGACUUCGUUAAGUUAUACCAAUGUAAUAACGGCGCAACGAUGCCAUUAUUAAAGAAACCAUAUAGCCUUCUAGUAAAAAGCUGUACAGAUCCAAUACCCUAUCCGAACCAGACUAAUAUAGUAAGUAAACACAAAGAAGUAGAAACAUCAGGAAAACGGUUACGUUCGAUUAAUAGAAGUUACAGUUUUGUAAACAUUAAGAAAGUAAAUUUCUCUCAGCAACCAGAAAUUAAAAAGCAACAAAUAUUGAUAUUUCCUUCAUCGAUUUCUGAUCUGCCUUUGACUUCGUUCAAACGUUACUCUCCUGCAAUGGAUGAAAACGCAAUUAAAACAAGUAAACGGAAGAAAAUGGAUAAAAUUAAUGAGAAAACAAUAACUGGCGGUAUUAAUCGCAUCUCAUCGAAUCUUCCAAAAACAAACGGUAAUGAUAAAAAAUUGAAAUUACACGAAUCAGAAAAUGUUAUUCGUCGAUCGCAGAAUGAUACUACUCGGACUAAAUAUUUGUCAUCAAGUUCUAAGGAAAAGAUACAUCUGAUGGAAAACAAUAUCAAUAAUUCAAUUAUGUCAAGGAACACCUCGAAUGUUUCAAUUACAUUAAGUUCAACAAAUCCAACAGCGACCACGAAGAGAGAAGACGUUAAAAAACAAUGUAUUUUUGAUCCUUAUUGUGAAUCUGUCUUGGAAAAUAUCGACGUAGCCAUAAGAGGAACAAUUUCUAAUAAUAUCAUUGAUUGUGGAAAAGAAUUAAAGUAUCCAAUUACACAUAUCGAAUCGGAAGCCUUUAAUCAACUUCAGUCUACCAUGUUUGAUGUUUCGACAUCAGACAAUUUUUUAAAAAUGAACGGACCCGAUACGAUAGAGACUAUGCAUAGUAAAAUGUUGGCUACGCGUAAUUUUCGGCAUCAUUCUCGAGAGAACAUUGGCCAUUCGAUUCUAUCGUUUCUUCGGAACAAUCGAUCUCAAUAUCAGGAUAGUACAAACUCGCACUACGGCCGUAUGUGCAAGAUAAAAUAUUCUUGGCAGGUCAUUGGUACAAGUUCACAAACAUCACAGACACUUUUAGACAAUUUAGUUAAGGAAAGCAAUCUUCUCGAUGACGAAUCAGUCUACAAAUGUAGCGUUAAAUAUUCUUGGCAAAUUAUUGGAAUCGCUACACAAACUUCUCAAAGAGAUUUCACCGUUUCAGAAUGUCGAUCGGCUAUUUCAUUUUUAUCUGCAAGAACAAAUACGAUUUGUCAUCCUAUUAAAGAAAUGAUAUGUGACUCACCACCAACUGCUACAGUUUGGCGAAAGGGUAAAAGAUUUAUUAUAUUAAAUAACCAAUACACACAAACGUUUACUCAUAAAGAAUGUCAGACGGUUUUUACAGAACUUUACAAAAAAUACCAGAAUUAAAAGUUAUCGUUCACUUCAUAUUAAAAGUAUUGAAAUCAGUGGUAAAAAUUAUAUUAUACGAAAAAUCUAUAUAUUAUCAAUAUGAUACAUAUCUUGCAUCAGCUUCUAGUUCAGUUUUACUUUUUCAAAUCGAACAGAGAUUUAUUUAUUUUAUUAGAAAAUAAUUAAAAAAUUUUCAAUCUUUAUACAUACGUAGAUUAUCUUAUGUUAACUUUUAACUGGAAUUGUUAGAACACAAGUAAUCAAUUUAAGUUAGAUUUUUGGUACUUUACGA
Molecule: messenger RNA, 3670 nt
Organism: Bombus impatiens (common eastern bumble bee)
Lineage: Eukaryota; Metazoa; Arthropoda; Insecta; Hymenoptera; Apidae
Exons: 2
Coding region: 1825-3396 (523 amino acids)
Source: RefSeq, a predicted model, not a curated record